UGAAGGGGAAAGGGUAAGCCAGGCAUUAGGCAUUACAGAGGGACAGAAGAAGGGGGGAAAGCUCAUAGUUUUAUAGCCCUAAAACCUCAAAACCAAAACAAAAACCAACCGAGAAUCAAAAGACUUUGUCAAACGAUGACGUGACAUUCAUCCAUUCAUCCCCCAUUCCAGAUCCCCCUCACUACUUCAUCGACACUCCUAACUCAUCGCAUAAUUCUCUUAAUUUUCUCUCUCUUCUUUAAAAAAAAUCCGAUUUCUGCAUCUGGGUUUUUCCUCUUCUUUUUUUUUAAAUUAUGGGCAUCUGUUAUAAUAGGGGAAUUAUGAAUCAAUUGUGAGAUUCUGUGAGUGGUGGGAGUUUGGGUUUUCUCUAAUUUGCCUUGUUAAUUAUAUAAUACAAAAAGAAAAGGUGAUAAAUUGAUCAUCAAUAAAGAGACAAUAAUUAGUUUUAAUAACUUAGAGAAAAAAUGGGGAAUGUGAAUGGAAGAGAAGAUGGGAGUAACAGUCCAUCUGGGUUUGAAGAAGAAGAAAAGGGUAACAGUAUUCUCGAAGCUUUGGCUGCACCCAUGGGUCACUCACCCCCUCACAGUCCUACAUCCACCCACUCACCUCUCAUGUUUACUCCUCAGGUUCCAGUUCUUCCUUUACAGAGACCUGAUGAGAUGCACACAUCAAGCCCGUCAUGGUUGCAUAGUACAAUAGGAUAUGAGGAUGGCUUCCCCGAGAAGGGAAUUCCAACAAUGAUUACAUGGAACUACGGUGGCAAAGAAGUUGCUGUUGAGGGAUCAUGGGAUAACUGGAAGACAAGAAUUCCUUUGCAGAGAUGUGGAAAAGACUUCACUAUUAUGAAAGUGUUACCAUCAGGUGUCUACCAGUAUAGGUUCAUUGUUGAUGGACAGUGGAGGUAUUCACCUGACUUGCCAUGGGUUCAAGAUGGUGUUGGCAAUGCUAACAAUGUUUUGGACUUGCAGGAUUAUGUUCCAGAAGAUAUCGGGAGUAUAUCUAGUUUUGAACCCCCUCAGUCCCCCGACUCAAGCUACAGUAACUUGCCGCUCGGAGCUGAAGAUUUUGCUAAGGAACCACAGCUCGUUCCUCCGCACCUACAACUGCCACUCCUCAAUCUGCCUACAUCUCACAUGGAGAUACCACCUCCUCUGUCAAGACCAAAGCAUGUAAUCCUCAAUCAUCUGUAUAUUCAAAAGGGGAAGAACGGCCAGCCCGUGGUAGCACUCGGUUCGACUCAUCGAUUUCGGGCCAAGUAUGUUACUGUGGUGCUGUACAAACCCGUGCAGCGGUAGUAUUAGAUGGGUGUCCCUCUAUCGAAUCCUGUAGUCUGGUGAUCACAUGAUUGUGGUUGAUAUAAUUUAUCGGUGAGUAUAGAUGUUGUGCCGUAGUGGACAUUUUAACUAUGGCCUAGGAAGGAAUCGCCAUUUGGAAACUUCUAAACAUUCUGAUCUUGUUUCCUUGCUUUAUAUGUAAGUAUUCGGGUCCCCUGAAAUUUGAAGA
This is a messenger RNA of Hibiscus syriacus, 1503 nucleotides long. Its product is annotated as SNF1-related protein kinase regulatory subunit beta-2-like. The record is from RefSeq and is a predicted model, not a curated record. Gene Ontology annotation, molecular function: protein binding. The transcript is spliced from 4 exons. Bases 465 to 1295 code for a protein of 276 amino acids. NCBI's taxonomy places the organism in Eukaryota, Viridiplantae, Streptophyta, Magnoliopsida, Malvales, Malvaceae.